Drosophila eugracilis is the source of this 249-nucleotide messenger RNA. RefSeq lists its product as uncharacterized. The transcript has a single exon. The record is from RefSeq and is a predicted model, not a curated record. Bases 1 to 249 code for a protein of 82 amino acids. Lineage: Eukaryota; Metazoa; Arthropoda; Insecta; Diptera; Drosophilidae.
AUGGAGAGAGAUAGAGUGUCCACGAAAGUAUGCAACAUAUUUCACAGUUCGAGGCAGAUGGCAAUGGAAAAAAGGACAAAACAGACCCCUGGGAAAGCGCCACUGUCGCCACACGCCCACACUCAAAAGCGUGACUGUUACUUGCAGAAUCCCAGAGCACCCAACGCCCCCAUCCACACCCAUUUUACCGGCUCCAUCCCCCCUCCAACCCUUGAAUCAUACCCCUUCCAUUCGAAGAAGAAUUUUUGA